Messenger RNA from Scophthalmus maximus (turbot), 1526 nucleotides. It is a transcript of the gene cpb1, whose product is annotated as carboxypeptidase B1 (tissue). The coding region runs from base 94 to 1344 and encodes 416 amino acids. Gene Ontology annotation, molecular function: metallocarboxypeptidase activity; zinc ion binding. The transcript is spliced from 11 exons. NCBI's taxonomy places the organism in Eukaryota, Metazoa, Chordata, Actinopteri, Pleuronectiformes, Scophthalmidae. Gene Ontology annotation, biological process: proteolysis. The record is from RefSeq and is a predicted model, not a curated record.
CAUUUGCUCCAUCAGAGACGGGGAUUGGCUGAGGGGACGCAGGUCGGGGUGUUAUAAGUGCAGUCCGGGAGUGGCACCGGCGUUACUGCCGACAUGAAGGUCCUCCUGCUCUUGGGAUUGGUGGCUGUUGCCCUGGGUGACAUCACUCGCUUUGAAGGAGAGAAGGUCUUCCGUCUGAAGCCUGUGCUUGACGAGCAUGUGACCGUCAUUAAGGACCUGGCCAAGAGCAUCGAGGUCGACUUCUGGAGGCCCGAGAGCCCUGAGCUGCUGACCAUUGACAUCGAUGUGGACAUCCGCGUGUCCGCCAUCUACCUCGACAUGCUGUACACCAUCCUGCAGCAGAGUGACAUGGAGCACGAAGUCCUUAUUGAGGAUCUGCAGACUGCUGUCGAAGCCCAGGCUGACAGUGGGCCCACUCCCAGAACCCACAGCUACACCAAGUACAACAGCUGGGACAAAAUCCAGUCCUGGAUCGCUUCCGUUUCCUCCUCCAAUCCCAAUCUCAUCAGUAGGCAGGUGAUCGGAAACACCUACGAGGGACGCCCCAUGAACGUUCUCAAGCUCGGUAAGAAGUCCAGCUCCACAAAGCCCGCCAUCUUCUUGGACUGCGGCAUCCACGCCAGAGAGUGGAUCUCCACUGCUUUCUGCCAGUGGUUUGUGAAGGAGGCUCUGUCCACCUAUGGCAGCGAUUCUCAGAUGACCAGCCUGCUCGACCAGAUGGAUGUUUUUGUUCUGCCAGUCUUUAAUAUUGAUGGCUACGACUACACCCACAAGAGCAACAGGAUGUGGAGGAAAACUCGUUCCAGGAGGUCUGGAUCCAGCUGCAUUGGAGCCGAUCCCAACAGGAACUUCGACGCUGGCUGGUGCUCCCUGGGAGCCUCCAGCAACCCCUGCAGCGACACCUUCUGUGGGUACACCCCUGAGUCUGAGAUCGAGGUCAAGAAUGUCGCAGAAUUCAUCCGCAGGAACAAGUCCAUCAUGAAGGCCUACAUCACCAUCCACUCCUACUCCCAGCUGCUGCUCUUCCCCUACUCCUACACCUACGAGCUGGCCGCAGAUCACAGUGAGCUGCUGAAGGUUGCUGAGGGAGCAUCUGCUGCCCUGCGUAGUCUGUACGGUACCCGCUACACCAGCGGACCUGGUGCUGCAACCAUCUACCCUGCUGCUGGCGGCUCAGACGACUGGGCUUAUGACCUGGGAGUGAAAUAUUCUUACACCUUCGAGUUGCGUGACACCGGUCGUUAUGGCUUCCUGCUGCCCGAGUCUCAGAUCAAGCCCACAUGUGAGGAGACCAUGCUGGCCGUCAAGUACAUCGCCGCCUACGUGCAGAAGAACCUCUAUUAAGGAGUCGAACUGCCAGGACCCCUGCCAACUCCGCUCCUCUGUACCAGCCCCCAGCCCCAUCCAACCUCUCAGCCAUCUCCAGGCCGUAGCCAUGGAUACGGGCACCACCCGCCAUGUUUCCUCGCUGUGCUUGACAGAAUGUCAAGAUGAGUGCAAACAAUAAAAUCAAUGAUCCAUCCCCA